UUCAGGACGUAUAUCAAACAUGGAAGUCCUGUGAAGAUGAUGGAAUGCUACAUUGCUGUUCUGACCAAAGGGAUAUGCCAGAGUGAUGAGAACGGCUCCUUCCUUAUCAAAGAUUAUGAUGUCAGGAAGGCCUACCUGGCUGGAUCCUUAAAAGAUGUUGUGUCACAAUUUGGUAUGGAGACUAUCAUCCUUUACACAGCACUAAUGUUGAAAAAAAGAGUAGUGGUCUAUCACCCACGGAUUGAGGCGCUGCUGGAGUUCACAAG
Molecule: messenger RNA, 266 nt
Organism: Sinocyclocheilus anshuiensis
Lineage: Eukaryota; Metazoa; Chordata; Actinopteri; Cypriniformes; Cyprinidae
Product: protein FAM45A-like
Exons: 2
Biological process (GO): protein transport; regulation of early endosome to late endosome transport
Cellular component (GO): late endosome
Molecular function (GO): guanyl-nucleotide exchange factor activity; small GTPase binding
Source: RefSeq, a predicted model, not a curated record